Molecule: messenger RNA, 3123 nt
Organism: Trichoplusia ni (cabbage looper)
Lineage: Eukaryota; Metazoa; Arthropoda; Insecta; Lepidoptera; Noctuidae
Gene: bbx
Exons: 3
Coding region: 266-1825 (519 amino acids)
Biological process (GO): regulation of transcription by RNA polymerase II
Cellular component (GO): nucleus
Molecular function (GO): RNA polymerase II transcription regulatory region sequence-specific DNA binding; DNA-binding transcription factor activity, RNA polymerase II-specific
Source: RefSeq, a predicted model, not a curated record
CUAUUCCAUGUAUCACUUUGAUGUGGUAGUUCUUAUCGAUGGAGUUCAAUCAAUUAAGUCGGCCUAUCGUUAUCUUCAGCUAAACUUAGAUCCUCCACAAAUUAUACCAUAACACCCGGACUUCGUUCCGCAUCUAAUCCAGAUACUUUCUUUAGGUCAUCGGUCCACCCGGGUGAAGGGAGAUAGUCGCCUAUUAAUCGUAUUACAGUUAUACUAAUUUGAGCUAAGAUUUAUUGAUAUUUUCUAUUGUUCCAGAUAGUUGAAAAUGCACGACCAGGAGGGUGACAGUGAGCCGGCGCACCACGCCCGCCGCCCUAUGAACGCGUUUCUCAUCUUCUGUAAACGCCAUAGGAGCGUCGUGCGCGACAAGUAUCCUAAUCUUGAGAACAGAUCAAUUACGAAAAUCCUUGGCGAGUGGUGGGCCAACUUGGACAAAGAAGAGAAAGCUUGCUACACAGGUCUUGCUAAACAGUACAAAGACGCCUUCUUCAGCGCUAACCCCGACUUCAAGUGGUACAAGUUGCCCGCGCCACCGCUCCGGACCCUCUCCUCUCGGCCUCGAGAGCUCAACGAAAAGACCGUGGAGUCCCCCAACAUUGAGAACCAAGCUCCAGAGUUUGAGAAGACCAACAACAAUAACUCCACCAAAAUAGACUUCAAUAAGAAGACGAAAGAUGAACCGUUAGAAGCAGAAUCCAAACCGCUAUCGAUGUUCACUCCCGGCAAGCUUGCCGACGAAGCCCAAAUGGGAGGCCUGAGCAGCCUCCUAGCCACUAAGACUGAAACUCAAACUACAAACCCUUAUUACUCACCCCCAUGCUUUAAGUUUAACACGAUCUCAACGCCAAACGAAUACAGAUCUCAUAACUUAAUAGAAAGAGCCAAGGCGAAAGGUCUGCCUAGCGAAGACAGCAUACGCGAGCUGCAGAACGCUCUCACCGAGACCUCCCGCGUGUUCGAGGAGGAGUUCGAUGAUGACAAGAAGAGGAUAUACUACGGCAUCGCUAACGACCAAUUCACCAACCAAGAUGUGAUAGACCAAAUAGUUGAUAAGAGAUAUUCUAAAGACGACGAGUUCGGCUAUCAGCGCAACUGGUCUGACGACGAGAAGAACAUGAGAUCUGGUAGAUCGUGCAAGGGCAAGCGGUACCAGGAGUUCAUGGCCGUGGGGGGACUCAUCGUGAACAAGCGGCCGAAACGAGACUCGGACAAGAUGCCAGACGAGAACUACAGCGCGACCUGCAGUUGGGAUCCUGGCAGCGGCCAAGACGAGCCCAUGAUGGACGAGCUGAAGCAACAGCCCUCGCCGGCCGAGAAGUCCGUCGAGAGCGAAGACAAGAUCGACACCAUCGACAUGCCCGAACCUGACAAUAAUACUAACAAAACCUUUAAGGCUGCCGAUUUCGACUUAGAUGCUAAAAUAAGAGCUUUACCCUCACUUAGCUUAGAGAAAUUCCAACAAAAGAAACGCGAAAACAAGCGCAAGAAGAAAACGAUCAACAUGAAGCCUAAGGUCCUCGAGCCAUCCCACAUAGUCAAUUCAGUUCCUAGGUCCAUGAUGGACGACAGGCGGGAGAUGGUGGAGCACUGGCGGGACACGGUGAUCGGCAGCCAGAAGCGCAAGCCGCGCAAGAUCAGCAUCACGCGGCUGGAGAUCAACAGCAUGGUGUCGAGCGCGGAGCGGCCGGCGGCGCCGCGCCUGGCCACCGAGGCGCCGCCCGCCGCGCACGACCUGCUGGCGCUGGCCACGCUGGCCGAGGUGGCCGCCAACACCUCCCGCCUGGACUCCGCGGCCGCCGGCGACUCGCACGCUUCCAUGGUAUGAGAUACCGAUACAACUAGCCUUAAACAAAUUCCAAAUAUUAUUUACUUUGUAAUCAGAUAAUAUUUAUACAUAGAUCUAAUUUUACAUUGUACGCAUAAAAAUAAUAUUAUUGUACACUUUUAACUGUAGAUUUUAUAAAGUAGCUGUAGAACUAUUUAUAUUGAAAAUAGAAAAAAAAAUCCCUAUGAAUGUAUACCUACCUGUUUUAGUUAUGUCGUUUAGGCGGCUAAAUACUGCUUUGUUAGGACUAGACACAGUAAGAAUGGUAGAAUAAUGUCCAUACGAAUAACAACAAAGCAUAAUGAAUGUUACUUUAGUAAGGAAUACAAAUAAAUUACAAUUAUGGCAUCCGUGUUAGCAAGUUGAUACGAAAUAUGUCAUCAUUGUUCAACAUCACAUUUAUUGCAAUGAUGCCAAAAAGAGUCUGCAGACCUCAUUAUAUUAUAAAGUUAGGUUAUUUAAAUCGCCUUAAUAAUUUAGAGAUUAAAACAAUACAACAUAUGCAUAGACUGCAUUGCAUUUUUAAGGUGAUUUAUUUUCGUUUUAACUUGCAUACGUGCAAUAAUUAUCAUUUAUAUUAUUAUAUAUUUUAAAAUAAACAUCGGUGACAGAAGUCACAUGUUUUUUGUAUAAAACGAAUUUAUCACAACGUAAUAAUAUUUGACGGCAACUGGACUGGAGGAAGGAAAAAAGUUUAAAUAAGGCUGGAAAUAGUUUUGCUUAAAAAAAUGGUUUUCGUAUAAUACUGCUUCGUGAUUGGUUGAUUUUCUGCCUCAUACAGCGGAAAAAAAAUUAAAGCGUUAUGUUGCUACAGAUAAGGUCGAUUUUCUAAAUUAAAUGAUUGAAAUGACACUUCAGUUUGCGGUUCAGAAAUUGCAGUGGCAGACAACCAACCAAAAAAAUAUAUUUUCAUCAUUUUAUAAGUUUAACUGUUUCAAGCCUAUAAUUGGAGGUUUUGUUAAGCUAACGCGUGUUCCAAAAAAAACUUGUGUAUUCUUUUCAUUCGGACACAUUUAACAUAUCAAUUCAAUUUGACACUUAUUAAAUACUUUUUUAAACUAUUCGGCGCAUGAGAUCAGUGGGGUUGUAGAAAAGUGAGGUUGUACCAGUUGUAGAAGAGAUCUAUCAACAACAACUGCUACAGCCUUACUUUUAAAACGAAGUGAAAAGGGAGUUCAAGGCUUUAGCUUAACAAAUAUUCCAAUUUAUUAAAUUUCGCUUUUGGAGGUUUUUAUACCAGAGGUUAAAAUAUGAUAUAACGGAAUGUGAUGUUAAUUAUAAAGGUAAAAGCAAUUGGC